This is a messenger RNA of Amoebophrya sp. A25, 1361 nucleotides long. Lineage: Eukaryota; Dinophyceae; Syndiniales; Amoebophryaceae. The record is from the annotation of a GenBank genome assembly.
CGCCUCACCAUGCAAUGUAUACAUUAAGGCCUCGAAAAGGAUCUGCGCGACCUUCACCAAGUGUUGAUGAUCGAGAUUAUCAAAUUGAUUUGCACUCUCAUCACGUGUUGCGGAUCAACAUUAUAGCUAGUAUAGGUACUUAAUAAUUGAUGAUGAUCAACAUGAUUUAUUGACAUAAUGCAACUAAUUGUAGUUGAUGAGCCUCGGAGUUGAGCCAGGAGACCAGGGGGGGUUCGAUGUGAAGGAUCGUCCCGAACCUGACCUAACCCUGAUCUUGAUUGGCAUCUCCAUCACGUCGUGAGGAUCGAUUAACUCAUCACGUCGUGAGGAUCGAUCAACUAUAUUAAUAUAUUUUGAGGAUCGAUUAACUAUAUUAAUAUUUUGUGUCUUCUUCUAACUCCAGUCGGCCGUGGCUUCCCACAAGGCAAAGGGCCAGGGCUUCUGGGGAGAUGGGACUGGCUGAGCUUAGACUUCGCGGCUGACGGUGUGGCGGACGGGAACUACGGCGAUCGCAAGGACAACUACGACAAAGCGACGGACGAUGCCGCACUCUGCGCAGCGGACGCACAAAACUUACGAAAGGCACUCUCUCUGUGUCACUCAGUAGUAGACGUCGUAGUACAACUAAAUAAGAGAACAAAAAAGGGACAUUCUGGGUUAUGAAUUUCUAUUUCAUAGUUAUUCUACUUAAAGAACAAAGAAGAGAAGAUUUUGCUGUUCUUCCGAAGAUAUUGAGUAGUUCACGACUUGUUCCUUCCGCAGAUGAUAUUGAGUAGUUCAUCCACCGUUUCUGAACCCGAUACUAAAAUUUAGUACCCUCUAUCAAAGGUCAGCAUUCAGUGGUCACUGAUUCUGAAAGAAAAGGGCCCCACGCCUCUCCCUUUGUUUUCCCUUCAUUUUCCCCUGUUCUCUCCAGGGGUCUCCUCUUCGAUCUCAGUGACUAACCUCAACGACCAACGAAAGGAGAGCCUUAACUCUAGCAUAAGUGUUGCAACUCUUCCUCUAAACAACGGGCAAUUUGGCACCCCGGUCGAGCUACUCGGUUGCCCAACCUGUUAAGGCUCUGGAAUAUUCUUGACAGCGCAGGUCAUGACUUCAUCUCUCUGUAGUUUUCGCUUUGGAAUAUUCUUGACAGCACAGUGCAUUUCAUCUCUCGUCUGUUUUGUUCGCUUUGGAAUGUUUAUUUAUUGUUCGGAGUUGAGUUUGAGAGAAUGAAAAUGAACCUAGUUGAUGAACCUAGUUGCAGGAAGUGAAAGGUUAACAGGUUAACUUCUGGUCUUGAGCUCUUCUAAAGGCGGCCAGAUGUUCCAUACCCGUAUCUGAGCUUCUUGGACGGACUACCGGUUUUCAUCUGGCUCUAC